Molecule: messenger RNA, 3077 nt
Organism: Abrus precatorius (Indian licorice)
Lineage: Eukaryota; Viridiplantae; Streptophyta; Magnoliopsida; Fabales; Fabaceae
Product: U-box domain-containing protein 3
Exons: 5
Coding region: 359-2755 (798 amino acids)
Biological process (GO): protein ubiquitination
Cellular component (GO): nucleus; cytoplasm
Molecular function (GO): protein binding; ubiquitin-protein transferase activity
Source: RefSeq, a predicted model, not a curated record
UCUUCUAUUAUUUAUUUUAUUUUGAGUUUUUUCUGGGUUUUGUGUGGAUUAAAGCGGCUGUUAUACCUUUGAGGAAUUUCUUAACAAGUGACUACCGUUAGCUUUGUUGUUGUUGUUAAAGCUCUUUGUAGAGUUAUUUUUCGAUUGCCCGUAGAAAGUUGUGUUCUUUCCAUCUGUUUUGUGGUAAACCUGGGAGAAGUUGUCAAGAAGAGAGGGUAAUUUGAAGUAUUUUACUAAUAUAUGGUUCUGGCAGAGAGAGAAUUAUUACUAUCAUUUGAGUUCAAAGUGACAUUACUGGAGCAUUUGAAAACCAAACGUUUCUAUUUUUACUUCAGUUGACUUUGAAGAUUUGGCUUGCAUGUCCCAUUUUCAUUGGGGUCAAACAGAUACAACUUCAGUGAAAUGUCUUAUUAACAGCAUUUCUCGAUUCAUUCUUCUAGUUUCUUGCCAAACAGUGAAACCUAUGAUCCUUCAGAAGAACUGUGAUAAUAUGGUUGGCGUGUUGAAGCAUUUGAAACCAGUGCUCGAUGAUGUUGUGGAUUACAAAAUCCCUUUGGAUGAAAAUCUGUGUAGAGAAUGUGAAAAAUUGGAUAUGCAGGUUGAUGAAGCUAGGGAGUUUGUUGAAAAAUGGACCCCAAAGAUGAGCAAGAUUCAUUGUGUUCUUCAAAGUGGGGAAUUGUUGAUCAAGUUACAGAGCGCUUCACAUAAGAUUUUUCAUUUGAUAGUUGGAUCCUUAAAUUCACCUGCAUCUGUUUCAGUUUUGGCUAAUAUUCAGCAAUAUAUGCAGGAACUUCAGUGUUUGAAGAAGGAACCAGCAAUGAUCUUUAUAGAAGAAGCACUGAGAAAUCAAAGGGAUAAUAUUGAACCUUGCUAUAAUCAUCUAAAGGAAAUUAUAGAGUUACUCAAAUUUACAUCAAACCAGGAACUCCUGAAAGAAAUUAUUGCUGUGGAAAUGGAAAGGAUGAAUGCUGAAGCCAAUACAACAAAAGGGGACAUGGAUAAAAGUUACCAAAUUGUGAAUCUUGUGUGCAAUUUACGUGAUUAUGUGAUGAAAAUUGAGCGCCCUGAAGUCAAAAGUGGUGUCUCAAUCCCACCAUACUUUCGGUGUCCUUUAUCAUUGGAACUCAUGUCAGAUCCUGUUAUUGUGGCUUCAGGUCAGACAUAUGAGAGGCAGUCCAUUCAAAAAUGGCUUGAUCAUGGGCUAACUGUUUGUCCCAAGACUCAUCAGAGACUAGUACAUACAAAUCUCACUACCAAUUAUACUGUUAAAGCUAUGAUUGCAAAUUGGUGUGAGGAAAAUAAUGUCAAACUUACAACUGGCUCUAAGCACAAUGAUUCUGCUCAUAUUUCAUCCCCCACAGAUCAUUUAUUGCAUCAAGAUUUUGAUCGUGCAUGUAGCUUUGAGUCUUUAGAUAGUAGCAAUUCCAAUUCGAAUCAAGCUGGAAGUGCAUUUGGGAAGCAAAAGGAUGAUAGCUCUUUCAAAUCAAGCAGGGAAUCCAAUAGAUGUCAGAAUGAAGUGACAGACAACUUUGAGCAACAAUCUCCUGCACCUUCAUGUAGUAACAGCAGAAGUGAAUCAUUUUCAAGUUCUAUUUCUAGUACUGAUUAUGUACUUCCAUUUCCUGUUUCAAAAGCGGUGUCAAAUAAGCAUCAAAAUGUGGAGUUGUCUGGAGAAAUUACUAAUGGGUGUCCUCCUUCUACUGCAUAUAAAGAAUUGGGGAUUCUUCCUUGGUUAUCUGGAAAGCCAUUUCAUAGCCCUGGAUCAAAAAUUGGAAUGAUGGGCAAUCAAAAUAAGUAUAAUGUAAAUAAUAAUAAUAAUAUUACUAGUCAUUCAAAAGCUGAUUCCCAUCAUGUUUCCAACUUAGGAUCUGAUGAUUUGAUCACCACAUCUCAUGUCAAUGAAUUGAUUGAAGAUCUCCAAAGCCAAUCAUAUGAAGCACAAACUGCUGCUGCAGAAGAAUUGAGGCUCUGUACCAAGCAUAACAUGGAGAACCGUAUCAUUGUAGGCCGGUGUGGGGCUAUUAUGCCUUUACUUUCACUGCUAUAUUCAGACAUGAAGAUAACACAAGAGCAUGCUGUGACAGCUCUAUUGAAUUUGUCAAUUAAUGAAGAGAACAAGGUCUUAAUUAUGGAAGCAGGAGCUAUAGAGCCACUUAUCCAUGUUUUACAAACAGGAAAUGAUGGUGCCAAGGAGAAUUCUGCUGCAGCUCUGUUCAGCCUCUCUGUAAUAGAUAACAAUAAGGCAAAAAUUGGCCGUUCUGGUGCAGUAAAAGCAUUAGUGAAUCUUCUAGCCUCUGGAACUCUCAGGGGAAAGAAGGAUGCUGCUACUGCUUUAUUUAACCUGUCAAUAUUCCAUGAGAAUAAAGCUCGUAUAGUUCAAGCUGGUGCUGUGAAGUUUCUGGUUCUGUUAUUAGACCCUUCUGAUGGAAUGGUUGACAAGGCAGUUGCUCUUUUGGCAAACCUGUCAACAAUUGCAGAGGGUCGGUUAGAAAUCGCAAGGGAAGGUGGCAUUCCCUUACUAGUUGAAAUUGUUGAAUCAGGUUCUCAGAGGGGAAAGGAAAACGCUGCUUCUGUUCUCUUGCAACUGUGUCUUCAUAGUCGCAAGUUUUGUACCCUGGUUCUCCAAGAAGGAGCUGUACCACCCCUGGUUGCAUUAUCUCAGUCUGGUACUCCAAGAGCAAGGGAAAAGGCACAACAGCUUCUCAGUCAUUUUCGUAAUCAGCGUGAAGGCGGCACGGGGAUGGGAAAAUCAUGAAGGUAGACAGUUUUGGUUAUUUCAUUACCCUUUUCAUUCUUACCAUCUUCUGUUGAGGACUCCUUUCAUCAUUUUUUUUAUUCUUUUUUUGUGUAUCACUGGUCUUGUAGUAUUUUUUUUUUCCCCUUUCGUUUUGUUGGCUUUAAUGGCUUGGUUUCUUUCUAGUGGAGAGGUCUGUUUCAAGAGCGGGUAAGUUAUUUCUGAAGCUUUAGCAUGGCAAGAUGUAAACAUAAAACAGCGUUUUGCUGGAGUCAUAAGUCACUGUUGUACAUAUUCUUACAUAUGGUAUAGAAUCUUGCAAUCUACAAUGUAUAAUUGUACC